Messenger RNA from Penicillium antarcticum, 267 nucleotides. RefSeq names its product protein TOXD. The transcript is spliced from 2 exons. The record is from RefSeq and is a predicted model, not a curated record. Lineage: Eukaryota; Fungi; Ascomycota; Eurotiomycetes; Eurotiales; Aspergillaceae. The coding region runs from base 1 to 267 and encodes 88 amino acids.
AUGUCCUUGCAAAGAGCCAGCCAUCAUUGUCUCCUCGCCAAAGCAUGCGGAACUGUACUCGUGGGCUACGACUACGCCGGCAUUGCGGCAGAAGUCGGCAAGGCAAUGAAAAAGCCGUUCAAAAAGGGAGAUUGUAUCUGUGGCUUUGCACAGGAAUCAGACGCCACACAGCCUGAGUAUGAAACCUUUACCGAAUAUAUCGUCGUCAAAGGCGGCUUGCUUUACCUACAUCUCCAAUUCCAAUCUCAGAGCGGCCAUCCAUCUUGA